AUGAAUAAUAAUAAUAUAAAUGAAGAUAAAAAAUACUUAGAAAUUCCAGAUUCAGAUAUUGUUUUACCAGCUGCAGUUGACAGUUAUUUAAGACAAAAAUUAAAAACACAAUCAUUAGAAGCAUGUGGUGAUUCAGUUGGUAAAUUUGCAGAAUGUUCAAAAGAUAAAUAUAUUUCAGUAGUUUGGGAAUGUAGAGAAUUACAACAAUUAAUGAAAAACUGUUUAUCAGAUUAUACCACUAAAGAGAAAUUGGUUGAAUUAAAAAGAGAAUGGAUAGAUGCAUCAAAAAAGAAAUUAUAUGAAAAAAGACAAAAAGCAGCAGCUGAAAAAGAACAAUCUGAACAAAAUAAAUAA
Dictyostelium purpureum is the source of this 354-nucleotide messenger RNA. RefSeq lists its product as uncharacterized. Gene Ontology annotation, cellular component: mitochondrion. Bases 1 to 354 code for a protein of 117 amino acids. The record is from RefSeq and is a predicted model, not a curated record. The transcript is spliced from 2 exons. Lineage: Eukaryota; Evosea; Eumycetozoa; Dictyosteliales; Dictyosteliaceae.